AAUGCAUCCUCUCCUCGGACUAAUUCAGUCAACUCUAUUAUAAAAUUCAGACGCGAUGAUACCUUUCUUCAGGCUAAUGUUCCCCACUAUCCCAAUCCCACUGUUGGUAUCAUACUUUCAUGUCGCACCUUUCUCUCUCUCGAAUUCAUGGCUGAUCCACAUAACCCUAACCCAGUUGCUGAAGAGCCAUCAACAGCAGCCCUAGUAGUUCCACUGAUUGAUCCAAACCAUAACAUAAUCCGAAUAAAAGAUGAAGAAGUUAAAGAAGAAGAAUUAACUGAUACAGAAUUAGAGGAAAACCUGCAAAAACUAAACAACUUCUUAUUAUUGUUUGGUUUUCAUCAAUGUUCAUUAUCAGGGACUAUAGUAUCUUGGGUUGCAUUUGCAAUUAUUGGUGUUUCAGUGCCAGUUUUAAUACUAUUGCUUCCUAGUUGUUCAGGUUGUGAAAAAUAUCAAAUCAAUAAAUUUGAACUUGAUAUUUUAGCUUCUCAAUCUCUUCUUGCUGCCAUUUCUUUACUUUGUGUUUCUCAUAAUUUGAGGAAACAUGGGAUUCGAAAAUUCCUUUUUGUUGAUCGCUAUCAUGGUCAUAUGGGGAAAUUCCGGGAAGAGUAUGUCAAGAUGAUCCAGGGUUCGUGGAAAGUCUCUUUCUGCCCUCAUCCCACGAUCCAUUGUUGGAUGGGAACCCGUUUGGGUAAAUACCUGGCAUUUGUGGUGAAUCGGAGACCGUGUGCUCCAAAUGCUGGAUUCUUCAGCUUGCUUGUUCUGUGGAUAAUACCAUGCUUUGUUUUGAAAACUGUUCGUGAAGUUAUCCGAGUUAUAUAUGUUGAUCAUGAGUCGUGGUGGAUCUCAGUUGCUAUACUGUUUGCUUUGCUUUCCUCAUGGGCGUAUUCUACUAUAAUCUCUCUGUCGGCCAGUGUUUUGCUCAAUUUAGUGUGCAAUCUUCAAGUUAUCCACUUCGCUGAUUACACGAAACUCUUGGAAAGUGAUUCAGAUGUUAUUGCACUUAUUGAUGAACAUGUUCGUUUAAGGCACCAUCUCUCUAAGAUAAGCCACAGAUUCCGUAUUUUUCUUCUUUUGGAAUUCCUGGUUGUGACAUGUAGUCAAGUGGUUACUCUGUUCCAAACUACAGGGUAUCAUGGAAUCAUCACUCUCAUCAAUGGAGGGGAUUUUGCAGUCAGCUCCAUCGUCCAAGUCGUUGGCAUAGUCAUCUGCUUACAUGCAACCGCAAAGAUUUCUCAUAGAGCACAACGUGUUGCAUCUGUUGCUAGUAGAUGGCAUGCCUUGGUAACAAGUAACUCACCUGAUCCAUCUCGUAUGAGAGGCUCAAAUAGUGUGGGGAACUUCGAGGCACUUGCUAAUCCAAUAAGAUCAAUACCUACAGUCUUCUCUGAAAGUGAUUUGGAGUCGUUGGAUAGCAUUGGACCACCAAAUUAUACACAGCUGGCUUCUCAUGUGUCUUCAUACAAUAAGAGACAAGCAUUUGUUUUGUUAUGCAGUAAUGUAUCUGCAGUCCAACCGGCUGGAGUCACAAUCUAUGGAUGGACGGUAGACCGAGAACUCAUCAACACAGUUUUCCUAAUCGAGUUCUCACUGAUACUUUUCGUUCUUGGGAAAACCAUGAUCUUCACUUGAAAACCAACUUAAAGUUUGCCAUCCAACAAAAAAUGUGUCCGGCUGAGUAUUGCUGUUCCCCAUGACAUGAAGUAGAACAUAAAGUCUUUUUUCCGGUUUUGCUCAGGGAUUGAGAGGGACCUCUGAGGUAACACAGGUUCCGCCAAAAACAGAAUGCAGACAAAGACUAGAAUAAAGAAGGUGAACAGCUCGCAAUAUGCUCAUCAUUGGACGUUUUAACUCUGAAUAUCAAUCCUUCCCUGUUAUUAUUUUGUGUUUUGGUUGAUCGGGGUUGGCUAGUGAAUGUAAUGUUCUCCGUAUAUAAAAAGUAUAACUACACGAACGAAUUACUCAGUGUAAUACAAGUUUUCAUAUAUAUUUGAAACUUCCUUAUACAUUUUUUUUC
Molecule: messenger RNA, 2017 nt
Organism: Papaver somniferum (opium poppy)
Lineage: Eukaryota; Viridiplantae; Streptophyta; Magnoliopsida; Ranunculales; Papaveraceae
Exons: 5
Coding region: 148-1632 (494 amino acids)
Source: RefSeq, a predicted model, not a curated record